GAGGGAAAUGUUUGCCAUCAGAUCGUCCUGGCUGCUGUCCCAGUGGAGACGGCUUCCCAGCACCCAUGGGCUUAACUCCUCGCUUGGGCAAGUCCCAUCUCGCACCUUGGGACCCCAUAGCUGGUACCGAGCUUUGCACAAAAUGGGGAUCCUGAUUGCUUGACUCAGCCCCGCCCCCAGCUUGGGUAAGCUCAGACUUUCCUAAAAAUAAUCAAACCCUGAUAAGAAAGCAUCCACCCCAAGACAAUUAGGCUGAGAAAUGAUUUUGCAGGCUCCCAGAGGAGUCUUCCCAAGGCAGAUGUUUCUCCUGGGUGCUGCUGCACAGCCCAGAGCAGUGCUUACACUGCAUGGCAGCUGCAUGGGAGAGGCUGGGGAGGCAUUUUUUUUUCUUUCUGUCCCAUCAAAGCUUUUAGACAACUUGAAACUCCACCUCAUGGGACAAGAACCUCUGCCUGACAUUCUCAUAAGCAAAAGGGAUGAAUUAAUGGCAUCACGAGUGCCAAGUGAGGCCUCAGCAGCACCCUCACCACGAGCUCAGUGCCCAUCUUGCUCCCCCCACCCAGCUCCCACUGCAGACCCCUGGGUGAUGUGUGCUGGUCCCUGCUGCUGCCCCGGCCCCCCCACUGCCGCCCCUGCCUAAGUGAUGCUGAGCCUGCAGGGUGCUGCGCCGGCUCCUGGCACUGCCGGCGGCUGCCUUCUGUGCUGACCUCAGCCUGGGGACAGAGUGAGCAGCUCCUGCCUGUUGCCUUUCCCUCCGAGCUGCCAGCUGAAGCAGCGGGCAGGGAUUUAACUCCUGCGGGGCAGAGGGCAUGGGGAUGGCACGGUCCCCUCCUCGCAAGAUAUCGCAGUGCCCAAUAUCUGGCCCUGCGGAGGCUGUGGGGGCAGAAGGGCGGCAGCAAAGAGGUCCCUGCCCGUGGUGUUUGAUGCAGGGAGGGCGUUUGCCUUUUCUGCAGGAACAACCGCCUUGGGAGGCAGCGCAGGCAGCCCUUCCGUUCCUCCUCAAAUGGUGAAUGGCCGGACAUUUGCCGAGAUGAAGAUUACAGCACACGUGUAUCCGGAUUUCUGCCUCACUGUGUCCAUGAGAAAGCAGGGGGCACGCUGGAAACCUUGCCAAGCCCCAUCCCUCUGUUUGGGGGGAAUGGAGGUGGGAGGGAAGGGGCUGCCAGUUUCUCCGCCAGCGACAGUGAUGCCAAGGCACAGCACCCACUCACCCACCAUGGAUUGCCUUUGAAAACAUGUCCCUCCCUCCCCGUAGGAGGUGUCCCUGUACUGAGAGUGUCCCAGCUGUCCAGAGCAGCCCCUUGCCCUGGGCAGCAGACAAAGAGCGGGUACACAGGCACCCGCCCAGCCCCAGUGCUUUGGCAGUGCAGAGAAGCGAGCCAUUGUCCCCGCGCACUGCCAGCCCCGGCGCCAGCUGCCACCGAGGACCGGACCAGCAGAGGCUGCCUGGUGGGACGCAGCAGAGCCAGCAGCGGUUGUGCUAUGGCCGGGCCAGUGGGGCCAGCAGCAGCCCUGGUCCUGCUCUGCCUGGCCGUGAGGCUGGAGGCCAGCCCGGAGCUCUCUGGGUACCUGCGCAAGGUGCUGAGGAACCACACUGCCCACACCUGUGACGGGGAGCAGCUCCUCAUCAUCUGCCCUCGCAAGACCACAAUCAGCAUCCUCAGCGCCUUCUAUGGACGUCGUGUACCCAGUCCCAACCUCUGCCCCAGCCCUGGCAAUGCCUCCCAGGAGAACACCGAGUGCACGUCCACCACCGCCCACCUGAAGCUGCUGGCUGAGUGCCAGGAUCAGCAGUGGUGCCAGUUCUUGGUGCACAGCCAAGUCUUUGGGCCGGACCCAUGCCCCGGGACACACAAGUACCUCAUUGCUUCCUACAAGUGCCGGCCAGGGAACCAUCGGGUCAAGACAGUGUGCGAGAAUGACAAGCUGAGACUGCAGUGCCGACCGAAAUCCAUCCUGGCCAUUUAUUCUGCAAAUUACGGACGAUUCCUGCGGGGCAAACCAGAGUGUGAUGCCCUGAACACUGGGGGACCCCAUAUAGGUACAUCAGAAAGGUUCAAGCCAGAAAUGGGGCCAGAAGCCAUGCAGAGAGCAUGGCACAAGUAUGACAUCAGGCUGUACCUGUGCCCCUUGGCCCCAGCUGGCUGGUGCCCAGUGAGCAGGGCAGGCAGGUCUGUCCAUGGGUCCAUGUCCCAUGUCUUUGCAGAGUGCUUGGCUCCGGAUGCCCUGCGAAGGGUCUCCAAGAAGUGCCACCGCAAGGGGAACUGCACUGUGGCUGCUGACCGGGCCACCUUCGGGGACCCAUGCCUCCCUGGCACAAAGAAACAGCUGCGAGUCUCCUACACCUGCGUACCCAAGCAGCUGCUGGAGGAGGUGGGCCCUGAGACCUCAGACCCCUUCUUGCUCUCGGACUACAUGCACGGUGGCUGGUACAAAGGGCCCAGGUUCUCCAGGCUCCGGGAAGACCGGAUGAUUUUUACUAGCUCUCUGGCAGCUUUUGCCCACCUUUGGGGUGUCCCAGAGAAAGUUGGCCUCUACUUUCUUUGUGGGGUCUCAGGAGGCCUCAUGGUUCUGCUGUGCAUCAUCAGCCCCAAAACAACCUUCCUCCAGGAGGUGGGGGAGGCUCUCAAAGACCCGGAGCUAGGGAGCAGCUCGGAGCUGAGCAGGACCAAGCUGCAGGAUGAGCAGGACGAAGACCUUCCCGAUGACAGCUCCUCAGACUCCUCCUUCCGCCGCCUCACCCGCACCUACAGGGCCACCGACAGCAUCUUCAGCCCUGAGCUGACAGCAGCCAUGGAGGGAGCAGUGGAGCACCAGGGCCGUGUCGGGGAGGAGAUCUGGAUGCCCAAGGAGUCAAGCCCAUAUGCCAUCCACAAGAUCAAGUCAGCCACCAAGUAAGAACUGGAAGAAAAUGGCCAGAAAGCAGCAGGGAGCAGAGGCUAAGUGGGAUCUGACAUUGGAGAUACACAAGAGUUUGGGCUCCUUCGGGCGAGUGGGCAUCCUGAGUGGCAGCAGCGCCAUGGCAGCCCCAGUGUGGCCAUCAACCCACCAUUCCACCAGCCUGGAAACCUCUAACCCUGGGGGUAAGAUGUGGUCCCUGGGUGUGAUGAGGGGCUGCAGGAUGGCUCAUGGGGCCACUGGCUCCUUUGUCACAAACACGCCGCUAACCCUAAGCUAACCUCCCCAUUCUCAGCUCGCAUUGGCUGGCUCUAGUACUUAACCCUGCUCAGCCACCCUGAGCCUUCCCAGGCUGUUUGUGCCUGUUUCUUCUUGGAUGCUGGCUUCCACCACUGGUGCUGCAACACCCCCCAGCACUCAGGCAGCAUGCCAGUGGCAGAGAUGCAGAAAUGGCCAGGAUGCGGGGAGGAUGCAGGCAGAGCAGGUGGGAGAGCACC
Messenger RNA from Haliaeetus leucocephalus (bald eagle), 3395 nucleotides. Its product is annotated as protein eva-1 homolog C-like. Bases 1483 to 2898 code for a protein of 471 amino acids. The record is from RefSeq and is a predicted model, not a curated record. Lineage: Eukaryota; Metazoa; Chordata; Aves; Accipitriformes; Accipitridae. The transcript is spliced from 7 exons. Gene Ontology annotation, molecular function: carbohydrate binding.